Camponotus floridanus (Florida carpenter ant) is the source of this 2071-nucleotide messenger RNA. It is a transcript of the gene AsnRS, whose product is annotated as asparagine--tRNA ligase, cytoplasmic. The record is from RefSeq and is a predicted model, not a curated record. Gene Ontology annotation, cellular component: cytoplasm. Gene Ontology annotation, biological process: asparaginyl-tRNA aminoacylation. Lineage: Eukaryota; Metazoa; Arthropoda; Insecta; Hymenoptera; Formicidae. The coding region runs from base 266 to 1930 and encodes 554 amino acids. Gene Ontology annotation, molecular function: ATP binding; nucleic acid binding; asparagine-tRNA ligase activity. The transcript has 10 exons.
ACAGAGCACUGUGGGUUUGCCAUAAAUAUAGAUAUAUGUUGUGUACCCAUAUCAUACCUCGUACCGGAUACCGGAUUUAACGAUCGAAGAGCAGUGCGGAACGUUGCUGACGACACGUUGCAUUUGAUUGCAUUUAUAUCGAAGCUUGCAGUGAAAAAAACUAUUCUUUAAAAUUGUUUCAAUUACCUGGUGUAUCUGCAAAUAAGAAAAAAUAUAGUAUAUUCAGUUAUACAUAUACAUACUUGGAAGUAGAUUGCAAAUCAAUAUGUCUGAUAAAAAAAUAUCCUCAUCAAUAGGUAUUUAUACAUCGGAGAAGAAUGGGAGUGACAAGACAGGAGAUGGCUCAGAAAAAAACCCCUUCAAAACUAUUCUAAGAGCGAUGCAUCAUGCUGGUAAAGAACCUUUUCCAGUCAUUUAUCACGAUUCUCGUGAAGAUGGUAAAAAAUAUGAACUAGCAUCUAAAUCUCAAUUAAAGAAGAUACAAAAGAUUUGGGUUAGAGAACAGCAUAAAAAUGAAGAGAAGGAGAAGAAGUUGUUGGAGGAUGAAGAAAAAAGAUUGAAAAAUCUUGAAGAAGCUAAGGCAAUUGUCAUAGAAGAGGAUAAAUCUCUACCAGAAGCAAAGCAAAUUAAAAUAAAAGAAGCUCUGAAUCACAGAGAUCAAAGAGUUAAGCUUUUUGGAUGGGUUCAUAGACUAAGAAGACAAGGCAAAGCUCUCAUGUUCAUCAUGUUGCGAGAUGGGACAGGUUUUCUGCAAUGUGUACUGACUGAUAAGCUUUGCCAAACAUAUGAUGCUUUGACUCUUGCCACUGAAGCUGCUGUUCAACUAUUUGGGACUUUAAAAAUUGUCCCUGAAGGGAAGAAUGCACCUGAUGGGCAUGAAUUGCAUGUUGAUUAUUGGAAACUUAUUGGCUCGUCGCCUCCUGGUGGGGCUGAUUCAAUUUUGAAUGAAGAAGCUCUGCCUGAUGUACAAUUGGAUAAUAGGCACAUAAUGAUUCGAGGAGAAAAUACAUCAAAAGUCUUAAUCAUGAGAUCUAUAUUAGUUCAAGCGUUUAGAGAUCAUUACAGAGAUCGUGGUUAUUAUGAAGUAACUCCACCAACUUUAGUGCAAACUCAAGUGGAAGGAGGCUCAACUCUCUUCAAAUUAGAUUAUUUUGGAGAAAAUGCUUUUCUUACUCAAAGUUCUCAACUAUAUCUUGAAACGUGCAUGCCAGCAAUGGGAGAUGUAUAUUGCGUCGCGCAAUCUUAUCGAGCAGAACAAUCGAGAACUCGUCGCCACCUUGCCGAAUACACGCAUAUUGAGGCAGAAUGUCCGUUCAUCAUGUUCGAUGAUCUACUUGAUCGAUUAGAAGAUUUAAUUUGUGAUGUAGUCGAACGAGUUCUGCAAUCACCGUUCGGUCAUCUUGUACAAGAAUUGAAUCCCGGAUUUCAAAUCCCCAAGAGGCCUUUCAAACGAAUGAACUACACCGACGCGAUCGAAUAUUUGAGAGAAAAUAAUAUCACGAAAGAGGACGGUAGUUUUUACGAGUUUGGUGAAGACAUUCCAGAGAUGCCGGAGAGGAAAAUGACUGACGCUAUUAACGAGCCUAUACUGCUUUGUCGUUUCCCCGUUGAAAUUAAAUCAUUUUACAUGCAGCGUUGCGCGGAAAAUGAACGCUUAACCGAAUCCGUUGAUGUGCUUUUGCCAAAUGUAGGUGAAAUUGUCGGCGGUUCGAUGCGUAUCUGGAAUUACGAAGAGUUGUUAGAAGGCUACAAACGUGAAAAUAUCGAUCCGACUCCGUACUACUGGUACACGGACCAGCGGAAGUAUGGAUCUUGUCCUCACGGUGGUUACGGAUUGGGAUUGGAACGAUUUCUGUGUUGGUUGUUAAACAGAUAUCACAUACGUGAAGUAUGCUUAUACCCGCGUUUUAUGGAACGUUGUCGUCCAUAAAAAUAUUUCGACGAGAAUAUAAAUUUUACAAUCAAUGGCACGUUUAAAAAGCGAUAUAUUUCACUCUUUAUACUGUUACAAUAAGAUGUAAUACUGCAUCAUAUUAAAAAAGCUAUACAAUAGUUGAAUUUAAAAAAAGCA